Messenger RNA from Spodoptera litura, 618 nucleotides. RefSeq lists its product as uncharacterized. The record is from RefSeq and is a predicted model, not a curated record. Lineage: Eukaryota; Metazoa; Arthropoda; Insecta; Lepidoptera; Noctuidae.
GACGGUCAGUAUUGUGAAGAGCCGGCAACAUGUUGAAGUGUGCAGUGCUACUGUCUGUCUGUUACCUGGGCCUGGUGAUGGCUCAGGAGCUAUCUGACAAUGUAAAUCCAUCUAUAUAUCCACCAGAUUGUGGCGAAAACGAAUAUUUUGGAUGUACCUAUGCAUGCCCACCAGAGAAGACAUGUGAAACUCGUUUGAUUAAUCCAGCUUGUCCAGCUGUUGUGAUGCCUUGCAUCCCGAAAUGUAUAUGUAAAGCGGGUUACUACAGGGAUGGUCCAGAUGGCGAGUGUAUAUCCGAAGAAGAAUGUGGACCAGCUUGUCGUGAAGGCGAGGUGUACAAGGAAUGCAGAGACCCUUGUAUAGAUGAGAGCUGUGAUGCCUUGGGGAGCUCUAUUCCAGGUUGCGAGAGUCCUGAACCGUGCGAACCAGGAUGUGUUUGCAGAGAUGGAUCCUACAAGUUGUACAACUUUUUCUGCGUUCCUAAAUGCUAUUGUCCUGGGUUCAGGGAUUCACCAGAAUGCAGAAAUUAAACGUUAUCGAUUUCUGAAAAUUUUGUCUAUGUGUAUACCAAAUGAAAAAAUGAAAAUAUUGUAUGUAUUAAAACGUGAAAAAUUUUAA